ACCAUUUAAUAGUGUAAUUUAAUAUACACGUUUAAGCAAUGGAGUUGCAAUUAUCCAGAACGGAUUAUGCCGUAGUGGGUGUUGUUAGUAAAAAUUGCGUUAAGUUACUUCCGGGUUCUGCACCUAAGGAACAACAGAAGAUAGCAAUAGCAGAUAGCGAAGGGAUCCUUCAAGUGAUUUCAGUGAAAAAGGACGACAUCCAAUUGCAAUUUAAAACUCUACCAGGACCACCCAUUGUGUCUCUAAAAGUAGCUGGGGCCUCAGGGACACUCAAUGACAAAAUAUUCAUAGCCACUGGUAACGAAGUGAAAGGUUACACCAAAAAGGGAAAACUAUUCUUGGCAUUUGACUCUGGAAUGACAGAGAACAUAACUUCCAUGUGUGUUAUUGGUAAUGAACUAUUCCUUUGCGGACGACACGUGUAUAGUCAUUACAGGGAUUGCAAAGAGAUCGGCUCCUAUUUAUGCGGGGAUAUUAUUGUCGACGUAAUUGCAUUUUAUAUGACCAAAAGCAGAAGAUUGACAUCUCUUAUAGCAUGCGAGGGACGGAUGAUCAGAGUACUGGAGCAUGCCAGAGUUACUUUUAGUAUAGAAGUUGAGAGUUCUCCUACAGUUUUGCAUAUUUAUGAAGAUGAUGAGUCUAAGACUGUUCUUUUUGGUACAGUUGAUGGUAGAGUUGGAAUUUUGGAUAUUGAGAGUUUGCAGGAUUUCCAAAGAUGGCUACUGUCUGACGAAGAAAAUAACUGUUCAGUUUUAUGCAUGGACAGUUAUGACAUGACUGGUAACGGAACUAAAAAUUUAAUCCUCGGAAGGCAAAAUGGCAGAAUCGAAAUAUACUCGAUUAACGUCCACGACAACAUGGACGCGACCAGUUUAAUAUUUGUCGAGGAUUGUAAAGAAAGCAUUAUGUCCCUUCAAUGUGGAGUUGUCGGAGCUUAUGGAUACGACGAAGUGCUGGCAGUUACGUAUAACGGACGAGUCUUUGGACUCACCACUCAAGUUGCAGACGCUAAUUUUGAUGGAACUACUGGCAGUUACGUUUUUUCCACUGACGCAUCAGCAAAAAUCAAUAAGUUAAAGAGUAGCAUUGAAGAGUUACAACAAAAAGUGAACAAAGAGAGAGAACGAUAUCAAUCGUCUACACUAAGCAAUAGUUUUAUGGAGCUAUCAGCAAUAUCGCUGAUCCCAGUGAACCACACUUUUGUACUGGAUCGAGCUACUGCCACCUACAGCCUGAUAAUAGAAGUACCCACAGCAAUUGAUAAUAUCCUGAUCGAAUGUAAUGCCAAAAUUGAAUUGAUGGACGUUGAAAGGAAUACUGCUGUUAUUAGUUAUAAUGAUACGCCGGGAAAGGGACAUCAUUUGCUUGCCACAUACAGAUGUCAAGUGGAUACGAAUCGUAUUGAAUUGAAAAUCCAGACGACAGAGGGUAGCUAUGGAACCCUAAAAGCGUACGUUUCGCCGGCUUUGCAACCCAAAUGUAGCAGAUUGUUACAGUUUGACAUAAAGGCUUUGUCUUUACACUACAGAGUUCACGAGUAUAAUGAUGUAAAUAGGCCGCGUAGCACGUUGAAAAUAAAAGGGACGUUUUCUCUUGCCGAGGUACACAACUGGAUAACUCAAUGCCUUCCAGAAAUUCCCGAAAAAUACCAAAGUUCCGAGGGAAAUAAACUGAUUUUCCAGUCGAGCAUGAUGGAUACCGUCCUGGUGUGUUUAUACAAAAAAGGUGAGGCCGAGUUUACGUCCGAUAAUAUCAUGUCUCUGUGUUUAAUUAAAGAGGUGCUCAGUGAGGAAGCAACAAGGAAGAAAGCGAAAAUUGAGAUCGGUUUUGAUAUUAACAACGAAUGUAUGAGUUACGUCUUAAAUAUAUUACAAGGAAAAUUAAAGGAGCAUGAAGAAAUGGUGAGGGAAAAAUUACUGUUUGACUCCCUAAGCGAAUUGGAAAUCGAUGAAGAAGAAAAUGUAAAAUAUCUCUCGGAAAAAUAUCGAAACAUACUGGGUAAAAGUAAGCAGCUUAAGGAGCAUUUCAGGAAAUAUCCAAACUACUUGGAAAGAUUAAAUGAUGCCGUUGCGACUGUUCAUGAAAAGUAUAAUAAGUUAAAGUAAAAAAUUCAGUGUUUUGACUUAUAAUUGGGUACUUUGUACAUUAUUUUCAAAUAAACGAGUGUGUGAAACUUAAUAUUUUUAACAACAAAA
Molecule: messenger RNA, 2195 nt
Organism: Anthonomus grandis grandis
Lineage: Eukaryota; Metazoa; Arthropoda; Insecta; Coleoptera; Curculionidae
Product: Bardet-Biedl syndrome 7 protein homolog
Exons: 14
Coding region: 39-2105 (688 amino acids)
Biological process (GO): cilium assembly; intracellular transport; intracellular protein localization
Cellular component (GO): BBSome; membrane; neuron projection
Molecular function (GO): protein binding
Source: RefSeq, a predicted model, not a curated record